AUGCCUCCCUCACUGCUGCACGACCACGUCUGCGAACGCGACCAAUUCCCUCUACACAUCUUCCACGAGUUGCAACAUCAUGGUGACGAAGUCUGGCAUCUCGAAUUCUCCCACGACGGCUCCAUGCUGGCAACCGCUUCCAAGGACAAUACCGUCAUCAUCUAUGACACCACUUCAUGGAUGCCCAUCUGCCGUCUGAACCAGCAAAAGUCCCACAACGAGUGCGGUGUCUGCUACGUUGCUUGGAGCCCCGACGACACAUACAUACUCGCCUGUUCACAGGCGAGAGAGCUGGCAAUCUAUCAAGCUCGAACAGGCACUCGCGUCGGAGGUGUCGACCACUUCCACUAUCCCGUCACAACCGCUGCCUGGGCCCCCGAUGGCCAAAGCUUCAUUGUUGGCUCACAAGAUUCUAGAAGACCUCUUGGUCUCUACCAACUAUCAGACCAGUCGUUACUGCAUUCGUGGAUCAGCCACGAUGCUCAAAGCCUUCGUGUAAACGACUGUACAGUCUCGGCUGACGGAUCCCGCCUCGUCGCUAUAAGUAACGACAACCGCGUCAUCGUCUACGACUUUAAGACACGUCUAAAACUCCAAGAAUGGGUCAUGGAGGACAGGCUCACCUGUGCCACCUUAAGCCAUGACGGCAAGUCGCUGCUCGUCAGCAUGAACGAAGGCCGUCUGGUGCUCCUGGACUCGGACACUGGUGAAGUCUUGCAACGCUACACAGGCCUGACUCAAAGUGAAUUUGUCAUAAGAAGUACCUUUGGUGGUGCUGGCGAGAAUUUUGUCAUUAGUGGCAGUGAAGGUGAUACCAAAUACUGCAUCCAAACAUACCUCAAGUUUGCUAAUCGAGUACUAGAUUCACGAGUCUAUAUUUGGCGAAAACACACUGGACAACUCGUUGUCGCACUGGAAGCACACCCUCCUGGCACCGUAAACUCGGUUGCCUGGCAUCCGACCAAUCCAGCCAUAUUCGCUUCUGCUGGCGACGACAGAAGAGUCAGAAUGUAA
Messenger RNA from Aureobasidium uvarum, 1014 nucleotides. The record is from the annotation of a GenBank genome assembly. Lineage: Eukaryota; Fungi; Ascomycota; Dothideomycetes; Dothideales; Saccotheciaceae.